GUACAAUCCCUGGAGCACGUCGAAUCAGAAACAGAGAAGAAAAUCAGGUAAGAAACACUUUGUCAGGAUGAAAUCAAGUUCACGAUUGUUUUCCACGUAAUGUGCAAAAAAUCUCAGGAAGACUGAAUUUUUAAGCUUGGUCAUGGUAGUCACUAGCAACAUAUAAAAAGACUAAAUCCUGACGUUUGAAUGAAUGAAAACAAUAUUUAAUAAUGAAGAUACAAACUUCAUAAUAGUUGGCUUUCAGAGGGUCCCCAGAGUAAGGCCCUUCGUCGCAGAGUUUUAGCAUGCUGUCUGACAAAGAGAUUUCUCAACCUCAGACCAUGUCUCUCCAUAAAUUUCGAGAAUAACGAUUUUGCAAUUUAACAAUACCAUAGUGUUAUUAUAACAGCUGUUUUAGAGCUCUAAUGCAUGUCUGGGCAUGCAAGACAACAGGAAAUGUGGAUGACGUCAAACCGGAUUAGGAAAAAUUAGAAUUUCUAGAAGACAUUGUUGACAGAGUCUUGGUAUAUUUCAUAUCAAUGGCUUACUCAAGUGAAAGGUAUGGCGCACAUAUAUAUACAGUAAAUACUAAAUAGCAUAUCAUCUCCAUGCGUUUAUUCAUUAAUCUUUCAAGCGAUUUUAUACGAUGUGUACAAUACAAUAGUCAAUAGACAAUAGAUAUAGCUGUGGAUUGAGAGAUACAACGACCUGAAAAUAUAUAAGCAGAACUUGUAUGUUUCGAGCGAGGGACCUUUGUCGCGAACAGUAGUAGCCCAGGAAGUGUAGUAAAUUCCCGACGAAGGGUACAGUUUUGCUUAUAUUUUGCAAGUAGUCGUAUAUCCUUCACAUCGCAGCUGCCUGUUAUCAUGUCUACCUAUCUAUCGUGUACAAUAUCCGAAAGCUUUGUUGAAGGAUUUAAUAAACUGAAAAAUAUAAAAACAACUUCGAUGUUUCUAGCGAAGAUCAUUAUUUGUCUGAAGGUUGCUAGCGUGAAAACCCACGCGACACACGCUACUGAUCACCAGACAAAGGGUUUUGCUAGAAACAUCGCGAAAGUUUUUAGAUUGUUCAUAAGGUAAUUAUAUCCUCAAACCACACAGCUGGAAUCCAGCACUAUGUAAAUAUUGUUUUACACAAAUAUUUUGUAUACUGAUGUAUAAGUAUAUGCAUGUUUGUCAUCUGAAAUGCGGGGUUAAGUGGGGGUAUAAUGUUCAAGAAUAGGCCAUGAACUUGUGGUUGGAGCUCGACAACUGGACUCUGUAGCUCAGUUGGUUAGAGCGCUGCACUGGAAUCGCAGGGCCGCAUAUUGGAUCCCUGCCAGAGGGACUAUAUAGUUAUAUUUUUCGCCAUACUGCUUCUGGCUAGGUCUAAUAAGUAUAUAAAACUCGAUAUGAGGGGGGGGGGGGUGUUGCCCCCGCCUCCCUGUCUCGCACGCGCAUGCAACCAAGUGUAGUCAAUGUAUUGGUUAGAAUUAGAGUACAGAGUUAGGAUAAGUUAUGAGAAAACACGAUUACUAUAUAUUUUGAAAUCCCUAUAUUAAAAAUGUGAUUGCUUAUGGGAUUGACUCAUCCUCCAAACAUGAAAUCCAUGCUCAACCCAGACAGUGUCUUGCAAUUAUGAAACUUUAGAAAGAUUAAGAUACCCCGGUUUCGGUGUACGGGUACGAGUAGUGUCAUCUUGUUUUACUGAUGUCUGUAAUUCCAUCAUACUUUUUCUGUUUUCUUGCAAUAGACAAUGAUAUAAUGCACCUUAAUUACGAGUAAAGGUGCAGACAUCGACAAAAAUAUUGCUAACCAAAAUCAUGCUACCCGUACACGUACACCGAAACCGGGGUAUCUUAACCUCUCUUUUAUGUUGCAGAAAAACGGUCGUGCCGUGGAACGACAUACGGAAUCGUUGGGUAAGGUGUGCAGGUGAGAGAAACAAGGCCGAAGUAGUGAAGAAAUAUUUCAAUACUUUUGCCACAAAACAUCCUGGCUACACCUUUAUAAUUGCAAAGAAAUUCAAUGACUUGUAUGAUGUGUGCAUCACGGCUCAACAAUGCUCUGCGAUCAAGACGCAUUUGGAAAGGGAAUUUGGCCUUUCUGGAUAUCUAGAAAAAGCUAUGUCUAUGGAAGUGCCUUGGAGAGAUUGCACAGAAAAAUCGUUCAGAAACGCCCAAGAUUUCCGAGAAUAUCGAGAACAUACAUUAGUUUCCAAGAACAGACCCGUGAUCAGGGCUAAGCAUGCAGAAGCGAGGCUGCAUUACAACAAAGUAAAAGAUGUUUUUACAAAGAGUGCUUUUCAAAUUCUCUGCUUUGAUAUCGAGGUGUACGAGCAUAACCGUAGUAUUAUGUUGGAGAUUGGUUACGUAAUUAGUCGUUUUACUGCAGGCGUGAGGUACCUGGGUUUCGGCAGCCAAGGCGAGAAACCAGACGUAACCCUGGUCACUAAGCGUCAUCUCAUCAUUCGAGAAAAUCUUCACUACAAGAAUGGUGAUGGAGUUCCAGAUAAUCGACAUGGGUUCAGGUUCGGUUCCUCGGAAACCUUGUCGCUUGCAGAUGCAGUGAGAAGGUGAUUAUUUUUAUUCAAACUACCGUCCCUCCAGGGCUUAUUUAUUUCAGGUAUAUCUGAGGGGGUAUUGGGAAGAAGGGCGUAUUCAUUUAGAUUAUGGGAGGGGUGGGGUGGGGGCUUACGUUCACAACGAAUUAAAGCCACACCGUAAGAUCGGAAGUAUAUGAAGUUGGCAAAGCCACGUUUUCGUAGGCCAGUGUAGUGCUCUGACCAGCCAUAUAAUUCAUUAUUAUAAUUAUGUAAUAUUUCAAAUGCGACUAUGAGGACUGGACUGGAUUUCAAGUCCGCGACAUUUGGUCUUGAAAUCUAGCCAAGUCCGAAUCGGAAGAUUUGAAAUGACAUCUCAUACGAAUAAAUCACUACGUAGUGAUUGAAUUAAUUUCAAUCCAGUCCUAGCUAGGACUGGAUCAAUAUAAUACUCAUUAAAAAUUCAUAAACCUUGUGAUAAAUCAUUUCAGCCAAAAUAUGUCACGUGGAGUGACUUUAUAUCUGAUAAACUCAUCUUCAUUAGUAUUCUUUAUAUAAUUCUUCAUCCUAAUUAGUAUGAUUAUAUAAUUGUUCAUCUUAAUUAGUAUUCUUUUGUAGUCGUAUUUUAAGCUAUUCAAAACACUCGAACUCGUGUUUUAUCAUAUCCAAAACGCUCGGCUGCGCCUCGCGUUUUAAAUAUGAUAAAACACUCCUUCUCGUGUUUUAAAUACUACUUCACCUGGUAUCCAGUAUUAUGAUGUGAGCAAAAUUUGAGAUUAUCAUGUUAAAGGUUUCGUGAAGAUGUCAGAGAAUGUGAUUACAUCCUUGGUCACUCAGUGAAACAUGACGACGCCUACCUCAGAAAUAUAGGCGUCGAUUUGAGCGAGCUUGGUAAGGAAAUGUUCGACACACAAGUCGUCCAAACCUACAAAGAAAGUUUGAAAGAAAGUGAGAAAUAUUUCAUGCGUGGUCUGUCUCAUCUAUUGAAAGAGUACAAGGUUAAUUAUGAAGAAAGUGAUCUACAUAACGCUGGCUGUGAUGCCUUCUAUACGAUGAUGGUGUUUUUACGACAGAUGGAAUACAGUGCUGAGGAAGUCAAUACCAUCAUCGCAUCUUAAUAGGAACACGUUGAUUUUACGAAGAAUAUUAUUACACUUUUGAUAUGAAUAUAUUAAUAACAAUACAGUACAGUACAUGUAGUACAGUAAUGACAUUUAGAUGAUAUGUAGAGGUACAACCUUACAUAUUGACAGGGAAUUGAUAUCUAGUUGUAGACAAUUUUUGAAAAAAAUUGUAUGGGUUUUUUAUAUGUAGAUACAGAAAUAUAUUUGAAC
Paramuricea clavata is the source of this 3836-nucleotide messenger RNA. NCBI's taxonomy places the organism in Eukaryota, Metazoa, Cnidaria, Anthozoa, Malacalcyonacea, Plexauridae. The record is from the annotation of a GenBank genome assembly.